GAAAACGUAAUAAUAUAGAUUAGAUUUAUUUGAUAUUGUUAGGGGGUAUAAGUACCAAAACCUUGUUGCAGCAGUCUUUCCUUUUGCUGGCGCCUCUUCAAGAUCCACAAAAACCCUAGAAACCGCCAAACUUUCUCAACAAGGGGAGGUGAGAGAAAGAGCCACCAACGCAAAAGAAGAAAAGAUCAAGAAUUCACUCUCAUCUCUUUUUUCUUUGCGAUCUGAAUCUAAAAGCUCAGGUUACAAUUAGUGAAUGGCAUCUACACAGCAAGUCCCUGCGGGAAUUACAGCUCCUGCUCCUGAUGUUGUUGGGAAUGCAUUUGUCCAUCAAUACUACCUUAUCUUACAUCAAUCUCCUGAACUGGUUCACCGAUUUUACCAUGAUAGUAGUAAACUUGGUCGACCCGAAGAAAAUGGCAUCAUGAGUAUCACGACGACUAUGCAAGCCAUCAACGAUAAAAUAAUAGCACUUGGGUAUGGAGAAUUCACAGCAGAGAUAACAAGUGUGGAUGCACAGGACUCUCACAGUGGAGGAGUACUUGUUCUUGUAACUGGUUAUUUAACUUUAAAGGACAAAGUGGGGCGGAAAUUCACUCAAACUUUCUUUUUGGCUCCUCAAGACAAGGGCUAUUUUGUUUUAAAUGAUAUGUUUAGAUACGUUGAUGAUGGCAUACAGGAAAGUGGGAGCCAAGAUCUAGUUAAUAAUAGUGAAACCUCUCUCGAUCCUGAGAAAGAUUCUUCACCUGCUUUGGAGAAUCACAUUGAACAAUUGGAACCAUUUCCAGAAGAAGCUAAUGGCCAAUUGUGCAAUCCUUCUGAGGAUGGUGAUGGUUCUAAUGAAGAAGAGGAAGCACCAGUGGCCGAGGUUGUCGAUGAUUCACAGAUGGUUGCUGAUUCUAACUCCAAGAUCGAGGAAGUGCCAAAGAAAUCAUAUGCAUCUAUUCUGAAGGUUGUGAAGGAGAAUGCAAUCCAUGUAUCAAUCCCUACACAUUCCCCUGUGAAGUCUUCAGCAAAAUCUCAUGAGCAACCAAGAUCUGCUGCACCACCAGCUGCUCCUGCAACAGUAUCCGAUUCACAAGUUUCCAGCAACAAUGGUGUAGAAAAUGAGAAUAAUCUAGAUGUGGAAGCUGAAGGUCCCUCUAUCUACAUCAAAGGUUUACCUUUGAAUGCUACACCUAGCAUGCUGGAGAAUGAAUUUAUAAAGUUUGGACCUAUUAAGAGUGGUGGUAUUCAAGUUCGAAGCCAGAAGGGUUUCUGUUUUGGUUUCGUGGAAUUCGAAAUGGCAAGUUCUGUGCAAAGCGCUAUUGAGGCUUCUCCUAUUAAUAUUGGUGGGCGUAAAGCAGUUGUUGAAGAAAAACGAUCAACUUCUCGAGGUAACAGAGGUCGGUCUUCAUCUGGAUCUAGGGUUGGAUACAGAAAUGAGGGAGCAAGAGGGCGUGGAAACUACAAUGGUGGAAGGGGCUAUGGCCGGGGUGAGUUUGGUAAUAGGAGCAACAAUCGAGGAGGAUAUUUCAACCGGGGAGGUGAUGGAUAUCAGAGGGGUGAGCACAUGGGAAAUGGUAAUGGUGGCCGUGAGAGUCGCACUGGUGGGCUAGCCAAGAAUGUAGCACCAACUUUAUCUGCCCCUGCUUGAAGAAAUUAAUUUAGGAGUUGUCCGCAGAAUGGCAAAAGAUUUUAGAUUUGGGUUUACAGGGUAGUUAGCAGAAAGAACUCAGUUUGCUUUGCGAUGAGAUUUGUCAAUGAGGGUUUAUAACAAAGAAGGGUUUUGGGUGGUCGUGCAUGGUAGAUUAAAUUCUUGUUAACUGAGCUACUGUUAUUGUUCAGGCUUUUCGGGGCACAUUUACC
Messenger RNA from Hibiscus syriacus, 1845 nucleotides. RefSeq names its product nuclear transport factor 2-like. The coding region runs from base 254 to 1633 and encodes 459 amino acids. The record is from RefSeq and is a predicted model, not a curated record. Gene Ontology annotation, cellular component: cytosol; ribonucleoprotein complex. The transcript is spliced from 10 exons. NCBI's taxonomy places the organism in Eukaryota, Viridiplantae, Streptophyta, Magnoliopsida, Malvales, Malvaceae. Gene Ontology annotation, molecular function: mRNA binding.